AUGGCCUCCAACACAGAAACGAUCCGAAUUGGCUAUGUGCCAGAGCACUACCUCGGCCCGCUGCACCUGGCGCUGCGCUCUUCCGCCGCCGCCGACCUCCCGUUCGAAGUCCGGCUGGUCCCCUUCCCCUCCGGCACGGGCCACAUGAUCACCUCGCUCCGCGACCAGGAGAUCGACCUCGCGAUCGGGCUGACGGAAGGCUGGGUCGCCGGGCUGGUGGGCAAGCAGCAGGCGCCGAAGCCCGCCGCGACGGACGGCUACAAGAUCGUGGGCCACUGGGUGGACACGCCGCUGCGGUGGGCGAUCGUCACCGGGCGCGAGCGGGAGACGAUCCGGGGCGUGGAGGAUCUGAAGGGGGGGAGGGUGGGCGUGAGUCGGUUGGGAAGCGGCUCACACAUCAUGUCCUUCGUCCUCUCGCAGACCCACCACUGGUCGGAGAGGGACAGUCUCACCCCGACCAUCCUGGGGCCGUUCGGGUCCCUGCGAGACGGGGUCGCCGGCGCCGACGCCGACCCGACGGCCGACUUCUUCAUGUGGGAAGAAUUCACGACGAAGCCGUAUUUCCGGCCCACCCCCGAAAACCCGCACCCGCCGCUGAAGAAGAUCGGCGAGAUCUACACCCCCUGGCCGUCGUGGAUGAUUGUCGCGUCGACGGCGACGUUCCCCGUCGGGGAGCUGGGGCGGGAUACGCGGUUGGAGAGGCUGUUUGAGGUGUUGGAUCGCGGGAUUGAGGAGUUUGAGGCGGAUCGCGAGAGAGUGAUCGCGUUGUUGGGGACCGGGGAGCUCGGGUGUACGUAUGGGGAGGAGGAUGCGCGCGAGUGGAUGAAGGAUGUGCGGUUUAGCCAGGGGACGAGGGGGGUUAAGCGCGAGGUGGUGGAUGGGGUCGUGGAUGUGUUGAAGGUUGCGGGGGUUAUCGAUGGGGAGGUGGAGAAUGAGGCCGCUUUUGAGCGGGUGGUGGGGAUUGCGCGGUAG
Aspergillus fijiensis CBS 313.89 is the source of this 972-nucleotide messenger RNA. RefSeq lists its product as uncharacterized. The coding region runs from base 1 to 972 and encodes 323 amino acids. The transcript is spliced from 3 exons. Lineage: Eukaryota; Fungi; Ascomycota; Eurotiomycetes; Eurotiales; Aspergillaceae. The record is from RefSeq and is a predicted model, not a curated record.